CAACGCUUCAUGUCGUCUACUUUGACGUCAUGGGAUCAUGGCGGCAUGCGUGGCUGGACGUUGUCUUUCUCUUUUCGGUAAUAUUUGUGCACAUUUUUCGGUGAUUCCACGGCCGGUAAAACAUAAGUGCGUUCAGAUUAGUAAACAAAACGGUUAUGUCACCCGAAGGACAGACAAAGAGCAGGAUAACCCAGUAUACAUUCCAAUAGAUCGCCUCACCGUGUCUUAUAGUCGAAGCGGCGGUCCUGGUGGUCAACAUGUCAAUAAAGUCAACACGAAAACAGAGAUCAGAUUCCAUGUGUUAACUGCAGAGUGGAUCGCCGAAGACGUGCGAGAGAAAAUCUUGGAAAAGAACAAAAACCGAAUCAACAAGGCUGGUGAGUUGUUGGUGACUUCAGAACUUAGCAGAAGCCAGCACAGGAACUUCAACGACUGUAUACAGAAGAUCUCAGCCAUUAUUGCUGAAGCUAGCGAGAAGCCACACGAGGCCACGCCGGAAGAUAUUGCCCUCAGGAAAGCUAGGUUAGACAAGAGAAACCAGGAGCGAAUUAGACAGAAGAAGAUCCAUUCUGCUACCAAACAGAGCAGGCGACUAGAGUUUGAUUGAUAUUCCUACUUUUGGUUUGAUUCUUGUAUUGUUUAUGUAGUAAAAUUGUUUUUU
This is a messenger RNA of Corythoichthys intestinalis (scribbled pipefish), 661 nucleotides long. It is a transcript of the gene mrpl58, whose product is annotated as mitochondrial ribosomal protein L58. Gene Ontology annotation, biological process: mitochondrial translational termination. Lineage: Eukaryota; Metazoa; Chordata; Actinopteri; Syngnathiformes; Syngnathidae. The record is from RefSeq and is a predicted model, not a curated record. The coding region runs from base 38 to 607 and encodes 189 amino acids. The transcript is spliced from 6 exons. Gene Ontology annotation, cellular component: mitochondrial large ribosomal subunit. Gene Ontology annotation, molecular function: translation release factor activity, codon nonspecific; peptidyl-tRNA hydrolase activity.